This is a messenger RNA of Xenopus laevis (African clawed frog), 960 nucleotides long. Its product is annotated as serine dehydratase-like. The transcript is spliced from 3 exons. Lineage: Eukaryota; Metazoa; Chordata; Amphibia; Anura; Pipidae. The record is from RefSeq and is a predicted model, not a curated record. The coding region runs from base 534 to 929 and encodes 131 amino acids.
CUUUAAGCUCUGUGGGGAAACCCUGUACAUUUGGCUCCAAAGUCAAGCUGAUGGCUCUCCAGCCUGUAACUGGGCUGAAUGAUGUCACAGAAAAACAGGGUAAAGAUUUGUUUGAUGCCCUACAUGUCUCUCUAAUGAGCAGAUAUGAUGUAUUGUAAUUAUACUUUAAAUUUAUGUGAAUUGUAUUUCUUAUAAUAUACUGUACUUAUUGUUACUAAUAGCAGUAAACCCUUGUUGCCAGGCAAGAGGUUUAAGCUUGGAAACUAUAACCAGCGUCUCUGAAUAUUUGAAACCAAUUGUUAUCUCUUACUGCUGCCAUAGUUGAUGGCUUAUUCUUAAAAAUUACAGUCACCUUGACUUGUGAAAUUUUUUUUUUCAGGGAAGGCCACUCCAGCCUUGUGUGUGAACUAAAGGCCUCUUUGGGUUCUCAGAAGCCAGGGGCACUGGUUGUUUCUGUAGGGGGUGGUGGGCUCCUGGCUGGGCUAGCUGAAGGGCUGAAGAAGGUGGGCUGGUCUGAUAUUCCCAUAAUUGCAAUGGAGACUAAAGGGGCCCACUGUUUGAAUGCAGCUCUUGAAGCAGGAAAACCCAUCAGCCUUCCAGAUAUUACCAGUGUUGCCAAGUGUCUCGGUGCCAAGACAGUAUGUGACAGAGCCUUUGAGUGUACAAGGGAGCACAACGUUAUUUCCAUUACUGUUGAUGACAGAGAAGCCAUACGGGCUGUGGAAAUGUUUUUGGAUGAUGAGUUAAUUUUUGUGGAGCCUGCAUGUGGAGCUGCCCUUGCUGCUGUCUAUUCAGGACAUAUCCAACGCCUGCAGCAGGAGGGAAUCUUGAAGACACCCCUUGACCCCAUUGUGAUGGUAGUGUGUGGAGGCAGUUCGAUCAGCAUUUCUCAGCUAAAACACUUCAAAUCCCAGCUGAAUAUGAAUUGAAAACUCCAAUAAAAUCAAAUUAUUCCCUUUC